UAUUUUGAUUUUAGUUGCAGAUGGAUCAGAAUUUAAAAGUUGAGAACCGCUCAACAGCUGUUUGAUCAUCUGUUUGUGCCUUUCUCUCUUUUGUUGUUGUUUCAUUUUAUUAUAACCAAAAUUUGAUCAUCCUUUGUUUGAAAAAAAAUUUUCUAAAAAACAAAGCGCCGCUUGUCACUGAUGAACGAGUUCCGAUGAAAAGAAAAUAGUGAACAAUAUUUCUGUCGUCCGUUUACCGUACGAUCUUGUUCUCGGCAGUGUCCUCAAAAGGAACUCUGGGUGUCGUUGAAUCCGGCUGCCUGUACUCACCGGUACCACUUAUAUAAGACAAACGGCUCGGUAGGAACGAAUUUCAGAACUCGUCAAAAAUGAUCGUGUCGUGCAAAUGUCUGAACAUCCAUGUUGAGACCAAAGACGAUCCGAUCAAAUUUGAUAAACGUUUGUUGGGCGGCGGUUUCUUUUCAAAGGAGUUGCUAUGUUGUGAAGUGAUUGCUGUCACUAAGCACCAAGACUGCUUGAUUCUUGAAGAAAGAGCCUUUGGGUGGUCUAUAUUCAAAUGUCUCAAUUGUGAUAUGCUGUGUUAUGCUGUAUCUUUGGAUAAAAACAAACAAACAAUUUUGAUUAGUCCUGAUUUAUUGACUGAUCCAAAACAAAUACAAGAGUUAAAGAACUCGGAGUGUUAUUCGCCAAUUUAUGAAAUUGUUAUUAAUUUGACUGAUUCUAAUCAAUUAUAUUCUCCACGCUUAGCGGGUUUGGUGCCCCCAAAAGUCAAAGCACUACAACGACAAAUGAGUGAAGUAGUUGAAAAAGAAACAAAACUUGUGGAAGACAGAAUAAGAAAAUUCACAGAAAAUCAAUAUUCAACUUUGGAAGAAUUUAGAACUAAAGCUCAAAAUGAUUAUUAUACUUUAGCUAGGAUAAUAUCUGAAAAAGAUAAAAAGCCUAAAUUUGAAAAUUUACCUGCCCGAACAAGUGCUAACAAAAUGUCAUCUCCUAUACAACAGUUACCAAAACCAACAAUUACUACGCUCAAAAAUAAUCCAACAAUGAAUUUAAUGGAUUUCACAUUUAAACCUUAUACCAAGGAUAAUGAAAAUAGUGUUUCAUCAAAACCAAUUCUAAUCAAAAAACCUACAGUUGGGGGAAGUAAUGAUAGCGGAUUACCUCCAGCAUCUUUUGAUGCUGAAGGAUUAUUCCCCCUUGAAGACAUGGAAAACCUACAGAUAGAUUGUGCUUCUGAUGAUGAUCUUUCUGAAUCUGAAGGAGAAUCUGGAAGCCAUGAUGAAGGUAUUUACAUUCCGCAUCACAAAAAAUUAGAUGUGGCUGCAUCUCUACCAGUAGAUAUACCCAGAUUUAUGGUUCAUAGUGGCAGUGUUCCAAGUGAUAUUAAUCCUCGUAUUCCAGUUGGACGAGAUCCUGAACAGAAAAUGGACAUUGCUGCUAGUAUAAAAGCAUUAGCUAAAAGUGUUCAUGGUGAUCGAAUUUUUGGAGAAUUACCUAGGCCACGUCUGGGAUCUCAAAUUUGAAAAUAAGGAUUAUUUAUUUUUUCUGUUAAAUUAUAUUAACAUAUAAUAUAAAAUUUAGAAUCUGUGAAACAUAUUUUCCAAAAGUUGGUUUCAUUUAUUAUGGAUCCUAUUUAAAUAGGUGAUGAAGCGUUGAUUUUCAAGAGUAUAAUUAUAUUUUUUAAUUUACUUACAACUUUUUUGGAAAUAUAUUUAAUUAUUUAAGUGUGAUAAAUCUAAGAGUACAAGAUUUUUAAAAAUAUAGAUUAUAUAAUGCAUAUACAUAUUAUAUAUGUAUAAUGCAUAUAUUUUAAUAAUCGCUUUGAUUUUGUAUUACGCUUAUAUUGUUGUUUUAAGUUCGUACGUUUAAAAUAUUUUCUAUAUAUAUUUUUAAAAUGAAAGAUUGAAUCAAUUUUUACAUUAAAUCUACUUUUAUUAUGUCAUUUA
Messenger RNA from Aphis gossypii (cotton aphid), 1949 nucleotides. RefSeq lists its product as uncharacterized. The coding region runs from base 369 to 1526 and encodes 385 amino acids. NCBI's taxonomy places the organism in Eukaryota, Metazoa, Arthropoda, Insecta, Hemiptera, Aphididae. The record is from RefSeq and is a predicted model, not a curated record. The transcript is spliced from 8 exons. Gene Ontology annotation, cellular component: cytoplasm. Gene Ontology annotation, biological process: negative regulation of TOR signaling; negative regulation of protein kinase activity; neurotrophin TRK receptor signaling pathway.